CAGGAACUUGGUCGACACCACUCCCACGGCUUUCAAGUUAAAUACCUUCCACAGUAAUCAAAUGGUAGGGAGGUAGAGCCUAAUCCUCCACGCAAUGGCUAAUAUGUUCUCACUUCGCCAUGCAUGGGUUCUGAUAGCCUUCUAUGUAUCACUAUGCUUCUGCAAUCAAUGUGCAUAUGUCAAGGAGCAACAAGCGAGGCGCCUGUUUGUCCUAAGCGACAUUGCCAAUGAGCCAGAUGAUGCGCAGUCGUUCGUUCGCCUGAUGGUUUACAACCAUGAGUUCGACAUCCAAGGAUUGGUUGCAACAACUAGCUACUGGCUCAACGAUACCACUCGUCCGGAUCAGAUGCUCGACAUCAUCGACGCAUAUGCCCAAGUACUUCCGAACCUCGAGAAGCAUGCAGAUGGCUGGCAUAGCCCUGAUCGGCUUCGAUCCUUGGUCAAGUCUGGACCUGCACUGUACGGCAUGGACGGUGUAGGCAAAGGUCAUGACAGCGAGGGCUCCGAAUUGCUCGUGAAGGCUGUGGAUGCUUCGUCCGAACCGCUAUACAUACCGAUAUGGGGCGGCGCGAAUGUCCUUGCUCAAGCUCUAUGGCACGUCAACGCUACGCGUUCUUCCGAUGAACUCAAAGAAUUUGUUGCAAAGAUACGAGCAUAUGCUAUAUCCGAUCAGGACAAUUCUGGACCAUGGAUCAGACGACACUUCCCCUCUUUGUUCUACAUCGCCAGCGUGCAUCAUUUCAACAAGUAUGCUGUUGCUGCGUGGGGAGGAAUAUCGGGAGACAACUACAUCCACUUCCCAAGCGCUAUUAGUGACGAGACCAUAUCUGCGGUGUGGAACAAGAAGAAUAUACAGAGUCAAGGGCCAUUGGGUGCGAAGUAUCCAGACACCGAGUUUUUGGUGGAGGGUGACACGCCCUCAUUGUUGUACAUGAUUCCCAAUGGCCUGUCAGAUCCUGAGCAUCCUGAAUGGGGCAGCUGGGGGGGACGGUAUGGCCCUGUGAAUUGGAAAGAGGGCCAUUAUGCAGACAGCGUAGAUUCUAUCAUCAAGCCGUCCUCUGAAGCAAACGGCAAGCCGACAAUCUAUAUGGGCUCGCAGGUAACGGUGUGGCGCUGGCGCGAAGCAUUCCAGGCCGACUUUGCGGCCAGAAUGCAGUGGUCACAGAGCUCAGACUUUUCGUCUGCAAAACACGCCCCAGUCGCUGUAGUAAAUGGAGAUUAUACUAGGGACAUUAUCCGUAUCGAAGCUAAGAGUGGGGAGCUUGUGGAGCUGGACGCAUCUUCGUCUUGCGAUCCAGACGAGGGUAAUCUAACAUACAAAUGGUGGCAGUACUUUGAGCCGUCAUCGAACAAUAACUCGCCCAAACGAGACGUGGCUAUUCUAACUAUCUCAGAAGAGACAGAAGGGAUUGUGAGCGGUGGGGUGAGGCCGGUUUCUGAAGCUUCGAAAGUUACAGUGAAGAUCCCGGAGGAGGCUAUCCUCCGUAAACCGGGCCGGGGUGCGCAUCCCGAAGCUGACAAACAUUUGCAUGUUAUCCUUGAGGUUUCAGAUGGGGGGUUGGUCGGUUACCGGAGGAUAGUUUUGAGUAUUCGUUCGUCCAAGAGCGAAGUUGGUCACGACGAACUGUAAUGGCAAGCAUAAGCUGAAUUGAUCAUGAAAACGGUGCACAUGGUCAUGAGCUAUGAGAAGAGGACCUGAAAUAUAUUAUGUCAGUUACUUUUUUGCUCUCACUCUUCCUAUAGCCCUCUUGAAGUAGAAAAUUCAGUGUAGAAAACAAGAAUAUUACACAUGGUAUAGUUUGAUCUAUCCCACCUGGAUAUCUUAG
Molecule: messenger RNA, 1826 nt
Organism: Aaosphaeria arxii CBS 175.79
Lineage: Eukaryota; Fungi; Ascomycota; Dothideomycetes; Pleosporales
Product: DUF1593-domain-containing protein
Exons: 1
Coding region: 95-1630 (511 amino acids)
Molecular function (GO): hydrolase activity, hydrolyzing N-glycosyl compounds
Source: RefSeq, a predicted model, not a curated record